AGUUGUCGGGCCACUGUGGCGGACAGGGUGAUCCGCAUUCGCGCAAAACACGUCGCCGCGAUCCCGUCGUGCUACGUUAUCAUUUCUGUGGAGCAGAAAGACGGCACACGCGCACCACGUUGUGUCGUGAGUCAUUGUUGUGUUGACAGUCGAAGCAAGCGGGAGGCAGGAAAGCGGACAGGCGAGCAGGCAGGCAGGCAGACAAGCGGGUUGCCGCUUCUCAGCGGACCGGUUGUUGUUGCAUCGGCGUAGUGCACGUCAAAAAAAAAAAAAAAAGAAACGUGCGUUAAACAUCGCUGUCUUCUGCGCCGAUUUUGCUCGACUUCGACUUGUAUCAGGUGUCACCGGGGUGAUUGGUGCGCGAUACGUCGAGUGACGUGACGGAGUCCCGUGAGACGGAGGGACGGACGGAGGUGCGGCGUGGAGUAAGGAGAGACGGCAGUCGUACCGCGAGUGAAUUUUUGCGUACAGCCGCGAGCGGCUGUUAUGUAAUCGCUGCAGCGCGGAGCGAAGUGUUUGCGCGUUGACGUAGGCAAAGAAGGAGAGAGAGAGAGAGAGAGAGAUAGAGAGAGAGAGAGAGAAAUAGAGAGAUAGAAAGAGAAAGAGUGAAAGACGACGGAGAACGUCGCAGAACUCGUCGACGUGUUGAAACUUCAAGAAAGUCCGUCGUUCUAUUUAACUCUUUGGGGCCGGCUAAGCGAGUCGUGUGCCACUCCGGGGGGAACGACCGCUUUCCCGUCCGGAGGCGAGAAAUUGGAAGGAGUCGAGGGUAAAACCUCGGUAUUUCCCUAAUCGAGGCGAAGUUAAUUAGCCCGGCGGCAUCGAUGGUGCGCAGCCUAACGAUGGAGCAGACGUUCUACGAGGACGCGAGCGUCUACGGCGCGAUGAACGGUCGCGAGAACAGCGUGGUCCAGCUGAAGCGGAACCUCACGCUCGACCUGAACGGUUGCCAGAGGCAGGGCUCGCAGGCGAAGAGGCCACGGUUGGGCCCGUUGCCGCCCGCCCUGAACAACGUCACCCCGAUUCUAAGCUCGCCGGAUCUCAACAUGCUGAAGCUGGCUUCACCGGAGCUGGAAAAAUUGAUCAUGACGCAACCGGACGGUCUAGUGACCAGUCUACCCACCCCGACCACUCAGAUCCUCUUCCCCAAAGCGGUCACCGAGGCCCAGGAGUUGUACGCGCGCGGCUUCGUCGACGCCCUCAACGAGCUUCAUCACUCCGACAGCUCGCAGGAACCCGGCAGCAUGCACGGCGCGACGUACACGACUUUGGAGCCGCCCGGUAGCGUGCAGAGCACAGAGUCCACCAUGAGCAAUCCCGGCCUGGUGCACGUGAAGGACGAGCCGCAGACGGUGCCGAGCGUGUCGAGCACGCCGCCGAUGUCGCCGAUCGACAUGGAGAACCAGGAGAAGAUCAAGCUGGAGAGGAAGCGGCAGAGGAACCGCGUGGCCGCCUCCAAGUGCCGACGGCGCAAGCUCGAGCGCAUCUCCAGGCUCGAGGACAAGGUCAAGCUGCUCAAGGGCGAGAACACCGAGCUGAGCGGCAUCGUCCACAAGCUCAAGGAGCACGUGUGCCGGCUUAAGGAGCAGGUCAUGGACCACGUGCACGCUGGUUGUCAGAUCAUGACUGUCAACAACCAGUUUUGAGGCUCCCGAUCGGUCUCCCUCCCCAAUCGAGGAAGGACGACGAACGAGCUAACCCUCGCCCCGCCCUCUCGAGGAUUCGCUGUCACCGUGCUCACCAUCUUCUUGCCCCAUCGCGAAGGUAGUUUUCGCGAUUAAAACGAACAGUGAACUUUCUUGCAACGGCCGGUGUGUGGUUGGAUCUCCUUUUCUACGAUUGCGUUCGAAAGGGAAAAUCUCGGCUGACGCCAUAAGCUUAUCGGAAACGUCUCUCUUCUUAUCUCAACCUCACGAAUUCUUUAUUUUUUUUUUUUACGAUACCAAGGAGAAAAAGAAUUAAGUUGAACUACGUCUUUCGGAUAUCGCCAAGGAGUUUGAGACAGAAGAGGCGGUAUCUUCGACGAGCGCAGGAUAAUCCCAUCGUCAUCCUGAAGAAGGAUCUUCGCAAAGGAGGGAGGGAGAAAAGGAGCGAGUCCAUCGUUCGCAUCAUGUUCGCCGUUUUCUCUCUUGGUUCUUUUGUGACAUGAUCGGGGAGGAGACGAUCACACAACGAUGGCAAGAACAGUAAGCAGCGGGCGGAGCAGGAGGAGAAGGAGAAGGAGGAGGAGGUGACGGUCGUGGUGGAGGAGGAGGAAGGAGUGCCUUCGUACACAACGUGAAACGUAAAGGAUGCUUUUAGGAGAGUGGCGGGCGUGCGCGCGUGCGUGUUGCGCGCAUGCGAAAGACUUUACACGCACGAGCACGCUCGGCGACGAGCGAAUGCGUGUAUCAUAUGCGAGAAAGAAAGAGAGAAUGUAUGUAACAAGGAGAAAAUGUAUGCAUGCAGAGAGAGAGAGAGAGAGAGAAAGGGAGAGGUAGCACGAGGGGGGAGUAUCGCGGCGGCCAUUUUGGAGAACGCGAGAGAACCGGCGGGAGAUUCAAAGCUACCGAAAGCUGUCCAAGUAAACAUCAACUAACAAUAACAUGAAUAUUAUAAUUUCACACUCAGUAAUGUAACUGUUAUAUACAACAUGUGUUAUAUCACAAAUCAUGUUUAUUUUUUACUGAAUACACUUUCGCGAGAGAGACAUUCGAGCAUUCCGCUAGUCUUGGAAACUUCUACCUUGGUGCAUACAAAUUGUUGUAUUAUAUAAUAUUACGUUAUAUUUACGUUAUUUUUAAUGUGAAAUCGUAACAUUGACGUUACGUUACUAUUGGUGUUUACUGGGUGAAGCUUUUUUCGUUCCUCCAUCUUUCUUCCCUUCAUUGUUGAGCAAGCGAUCAUGUCAUCCAACGAUUCGCUCCGUUUUCAAAUCAGAACGCUUGAAAUUUUGCAUCCAGGAACGAG
Mycetomoellerius zeteki is the source of this 2949-nucleotide messenger RNA. It is a transcript of the gene Jra, whose product is annotated as Jun-related antigen. Lineage: Eukaryota; Metazoa; Arthropoda; Insecta; Hymenoptera; Formicidae. The record is from RefSeq and is a predicted model, not a curated record. The coding region runs from base 825 to 1646 and encodes 273 amino acids. Gene Ontology annotation, molecular function: DNA-binding transcription factor activity, RNA polymerase II-specific; transcription factor binding; RNA polymerase II cis-regulatory region sequence-specific DNA binding. Gene Ontology annotation, cellular component: transcription regulator complex. Gene Ontology annotation, biological process: regulation of cell cycle; regulation of transcription by RNA polymerase II; regulation of cell population proliferation. The transcript has a single exon.